CUCUCCUAGCAUCCACGUCUAUGACUUGUGGGGUGGACCGCCGGGUUGCAUCUCAAUCCACCUACGUACCCAUAUACCAACCUUCGACGCCGGUUCUACUACAUAGUAGUCUCAACGUGGUACUACGAUAUGACCAGCUACUACGGCGACUCGGAGAGCGUGACGUCGGUGCCUCCGCCGUAUAGCAUGUACGACCCGAAUGAUACAGGGGCCCAGCAGGCCUUCUCGCACCCGCAGUCAUACACGAACUACGGAGCCUAUCCACGGCAGCCCUCGGGGAUCCCUAGCGUCAUUGGCACUCGCAUGAACUAUACUGCUGCUGUUGAUACUCGAUACCAAGCCAGGAACGAUGCCGACGAGAGAGCCCCUCUCAUUGAUCGCACUUCAGGCAACCCGGACGCAAAGCCUAAGGACGAUUCCACUGUGCCUUGGGCCUGGGCUUCAGUGGUCUUACUGCUGUUUGCGGUGACAUGCAUAGCCGCAAUUAUCGCUAGCAAUCAAACCCACCGUGUGGGAGAACUCAACGCUCAUGUGGAGGAGCUCAAUAAACGCAUGAAGGACUAUCCACCGACGCCGGGAGAACUGGAGGAAUUGCGACGUGAUUAUGACAUCGUCCGUGCGGCUCAUGAGCAAGACUACAAGACAUGGGACGCCACGCGCACAGCAUACAAGGCGGAUGAGGAACGCUGGCUCAAAGCUCGAAACGAUUACUUUGAGCUACGUAUCGAUGAAGGCAACCUGCUCGGGCUGUCCUGGCGCCAAGUCGAAAGUCAUGAAUGCGUUGCCUUUGGUACGCGCGCGGUUACCGCGCGUCUGGCUGUCAACAAAGCGGAAGCUUGUCGACACAUGCCUAUCGUUGUGGACGGCAUUGCAGUAGAUGAGCCUCAUGUAUGCCACACGGACGGUGAAACCUUUGCAGGUCGCUGGAACGUCGGCAACGUCACCGCAUGCAGGCCGCAUUGGGGGGGCCUGAAUGACAAGGGUUGCAUUGGACAGGGCUCUGGCAAGCAUCGCUUCGAAGCACGGCUUUGGGACAUCCACAACGGUGAUUGGAUGGCUAUGUGUUCUACAUCCCCCCAAGAGAUCAAUGGACAAGUCUUCGAGCACCCCACGCACUGCGAGUCUCGGGGGCUUUUCGGAGUCUUCGGUAUGUUCGGGUUAUGGGAUGUUGACGACAACCACUGUCGUUGAACUUCCCAUUGCCGGAAUAUGCCUUGAAGUCGCCCAUAUCCGUGUGGAGUCCGUUGACUCUUGCCCUACGACCGAACUCUCUACUCUCGAUGAAUCUGAUGGACGAUACCUGCUGUACGAGGACGUCGUUCAGAAUUUUGUAUCGUUGUUUCCGCUGUCGUUUCCGCUAUCGCUGUUGCUAUCGAUCUGAAUGGUUUGCCCUGUUGUACAGUAUCUCGACGUGAACGGACGGUAUAUGUGAUGCAUUGUAGUCGAUGAUGUUACUCCGUUCAACAUUCAUGAUAUAU
This is a messenger RNA of Rhodofomes roseus, 1478 nucleotides long. RefSeq lists its product as uncharacterized. The transcript has 7 exons. The record is from RefSeq and is a predicted model, not a curated record. NCBI's taxonomy places the organism in Eukaryota, Fungi, Basidiomycota, Agaricomycetes, Polyporales, Fomitopsidaceae. The coding region runs from base 130 to 1191 and encodes 353 amino acids.